This is a messenger RNA of Siniperca chuatsi (mandarin fish), 10956 nucleotides long. It is a transcript of the gene cbln1, whose product is annotated as cerebellin 1 precursor. Gene Ontology annotation, cellular component: synaptic cleft; glutamatergic synapse. The transcript is spliced from 3 exons. Gene Ontology annotation, molecular function: protein binding. The record is from RefSeq and is a predicted model, not a curated record. NCBI's taxonomy places the organism in Eukaryota, Metazoa, Chordata, Actinopteri, Centrarchiformes, Sinipercidae. The coding region runs from base 677 to 1252 and encodes 191 amino acids.
GGCGGGGAGGGGGCGGUCGACACGCAGUGAUUGGAAAAUAUCGAAGACGCGCACGCGCUAAUCCGAUGAUAGGUCUCCGUUACCGGGGGGGAGGAAAGGGUCUGUAAAAAAAAAGUAGGACUAGGGCGGGAGCUUCUUGCGCUCGCGCACCGCGCCCCUUCCACUCGAGCCUUUUGUGUUUGAAACUCUCAUAUCUCACAUAUCAAUAAUUCAAGCGCGCGCGAGAGAGAGCAGACUGAGCUCCCCCCCCCGCGCGCUAUGAGUUCUGCUGCCUCGUCACUCGUCCAGGGCCCCUCCGCACCGCGCGCGACUCCCGCUUAUUGUGUUUCCAAGUGACAAGGAAGCUACUGAGAAGUGAGAAAAGAGGAAAAGAACAGGUGAAAAUUAGCGACUCAACCGGAGAUACGAGGGUAAUAAAUUGAUUUUCGAAAAAAGGAGAGAAGCCUAAAAAUAAACCGUCUGGUUUCCCCUCCAAAGAGAGUCCGCGAGGGAGAACUGAUGCCUGAAGGCUAAUUAAAUCCAAGAAAACGGAGUGGCAUCUAGUUGUAAAACAAGCCUUCUUAAGGUUCAUCGGGGGAACACCGGGAAACUCUUCCUGCCUUACUUUUUUAAAGGGGAAUAGACCCACGGUUUAAGGUGUGAAGACGACCGAAAAAGUUCAUCGUUCUGGUCCGUUAUGUUGGCGUUUUGCCUGCUGAGUGCCGUGUGGCUCGCGGCGAGCCCGGCCCGCGCUCAGAACGAGACGGAACCAAUCGUCCUGGAGGGGAAGUGCCUAGUGGUGUGCGACUCCAACCCGACCGCGGACCCCACGGGUACGGCGCUCGGGAUCUCGGUGCGCUCGGGCAGCGCCAAGGUGGCGUUCUCCGCAGUCCGGAACACCAACCAUGAGCCUUCCGAGAUGAGCAACCGGACCAUGGUCAUCUACUUCGACCGGGUUCUAGUAAACGUUGGGAGGAACUUUGACGAGGAGAGAAGUAAUUUCAUCGCGCCACGCAAAGGGAUUUACAGUUUUAACUUCCACGUAGUGAAAGUCUACAACCGCCAAACUAUACAGGUGAGCCUGAUGCACAACGGCUGGCCAGUGAUUUCGGCAUUUGCGGGUGACCAGGAUGUGACGCGCGAGGCGGCCAGUAAUGGUGUUCUGAUCCAGAUGGAGAAGGGAGACCGGGCCUACCUCAAACUGGAGAGAGGAAACCUAAUGGGAGGAUGGAAAUACUCCACCUUCUCCGGCUUCCUGGUGUUCCCCAUGUAGAGGAAGAGCGAGAGGAAGAGGAGGAGGAGCAGGGGGUGGAAACGAAGGAGGAGGAGCUGGUGGAAGACGGAAAGUAUGGUGAUGACGGGGAAAAGGCAGAUGGAGGAAGAAGAGGGGCAAGAAGAUGUGAAUAAGAUGGUGGAAAAGGAGGAAAUGAAGAAAAAAGAAGAGGGAACGUGACAACAGACUCUGUUUGGGAUUCUGCAGAGGGAGGAGGGAAGAGGAAGGAUGAGAGAUGUUAGAGAGAUGUAAGAGCAUGACAGAACGAUUAUACAAGAGUAAAAUGAGAGAAGAAUUGUGAAGCCAGUACAUGAAAGUGUAUGGCCAGCUUCUUCACUUCCCUUCCUCCUUUCAUCCAUCCUUUCAUCCAUCCUUUCCUCCCUCUGUUUUCUCUGUGGCUUGACUGCAGCUUUGGACAGCCAAAACUUUUUUUAUUCUCUGCAGAAAGACGCAAUUGAUCAUUUAUAUGUUCCAGAGUGUUCUAAAGCCCGAGUGUAACCCCCCCCCCCCACAUUCAUUCAAUCAUUAAUUCAUCAAUCUCUAUCAACAUAAGCUUUGAAGAAUGUUUCUUGAAGAAUCGUCUCCCAUUUACUAUGGCCAUAUUUGUAGUUUUUUUUUUCAUGCUUGACAUAAAUUGCUCUGAUUUUGGAUCAGCCUCUAGCCCAGAGAUAAACUAGAAUUUUUAUAGGGGAAACACUAAACUCUGAUCACAAAAUCAGGUGAGACACAUUUAGAUUCCCUGUAAAGCUGUGGUUUAUAGUUAUCAUCAUAAUUAAUGGCUUUUAAAAAACUUUGUUCUUGAAAGACACAUCUGUUUCACCCUUCCUCUCCGCUCAAUUUCUCCUACUCUCUGUUAUUUAAUCCUAGCACAAAGCUCUGCCCUCUCCCCCUGCAUCCCUGCCACAGUCCCAGUCUUGUGCUAUGCUUUGUCUUUUUUGUCAGAUGACUUGAUUUCUAACUACCAGCUAACGCUAAAGACAUGCUCACCAGCUGUGAGCAUCAAACAUGACUCCUAAUCUAAGAAAGCUCACACAACAGUUGAUGCAACAAUAAAUAAAAAAUUAAAUAAAACGAUAAAUACAAUCAAAAGACGUGUGCAAAUAAAAUGCAAAAUAAAAACCAAAUAAUGAAAGAAAGGUAAUGCUGCCCAAAUUGGCCAAGGUUAGGAGAAGAUCAUGGUCUUGGUUAAAUCUGCAAUAACAGAUAUUUUUGGCCAACUGGGGCCGUGGAAACAAGUUGUGAACACAACGUGAAGAAUGAGACACAAUGUGCUUAUUUUAACAUUUAACCAAAACCAUGACCUUUCCCUUACUUUAACCAAACCAAACCAAAACCUUAGAGGUCUGGGGUCAAGUGUUAAUGUCCUGUGCUUUGUUGGCACACCAUCCACCCCAGUCUCCACCCCACAACUCAUGUGCGGUACAUAAAUGUAGCGCUUCCUACACAUAAUCCAGGCAGCGAUUACUUGUUUGUACAAAAUGUGAUUGGGAAAAAAAUUAGUAGUAGUAGUUGCUAUCUGACGUCCAUCAGGAAACUACAAGAUUUCAAAUGAAUACUCUAUACUGAAUACUGCUAGAUAACUUUCAAAAAGCACAAAAUAGUGGAAUCAAAAAUGCAAUUUUAAUUACUCAAAAUGUGAAGUAUGAAGUAUAUAGUACAGUUUACAACAACAGGAAUUUCAGAUGCGCAGUUAAAUGUAGAUGUAAUCAAAGCCUUAUCCAGUCUUCAGUCAUAUACUCAAUACUUAACUGUGACUCUCUUGUUACUAUAUCUAAUGAACCUUACAGUGACAUUGAUACAAGUCACACCAUCACCCAGAAAGUAUUGCUAUACCUUACUCUAUCAGUGUUUUUUUCAUCUCUCUGGCAGCCACACAAACAUUUGAACCAACGUCCAUCCUAUCCUUCCAUCCUUUGUCCACACCUUCAUCUCUCCUCCCUCAAUCUGUUUCUCUCCCUCCAUCACUGCUGCUGUUCCAGGAUCCUCUUCUCUCUUCAACUAUGCUGCUUACCCACAAGUGCAGAUUUCACUCUCUUCCUUUUUUGUAUACUUCUGUUAUCCCCUCACUCACCUCUCUCUCUUCCUUUCCUCAAUGGUCCAUCUCCCUCUCCUUCCUCAUGUCUGUACUUUAUCUGCUGCUGUACUACUCGUUUGCCUCCCAGUACGGAUCCUUCCUUGCUUUUCUUCAAUGUUGGACUUUGGACACUGAAACCAACUUACAACCACUAACUCUAUAAUAUAUAUAUAUAUAUAUAUAUAUAUAUAUAUAUAUAUAUAUAUAUAUAUAUAUAUAUAUAUAUAUAUAUAUAAAUUUACACAAUAUAUAUACAAAUGGAUAUAUAAAUAUAUCGAAAUCUAAGCCACCAUUUCUAUUCUACUGGUAUUAUGAUGAUAAUAAUGAUAAUACUAAUACUGAAAACUGAAUCUGGUUGAUGACUAUAAUAUCUGUAUUUCCGUACUUCAGUGUUAUAUAAAAGAAAAAAUAUUCUAAGAGAAACUUACUAGUGAUUGUGUGUGGAAAUCUGAGGCUGCCGUUCUGCUCUUCUGAUUAAAAACAUGCUUCUUGUUUUUGUUUUGGGUCAAACCAAGUUGUGGUUAAAAGGUGAGGCUACUACUUAUAUAAAGAACCUACAGCUAAAAAGGACUUUUAUUUAUUAUUAUUAUUAUUAUUAUUAUUAUUAUUAUCAAUCAAUCAAAUCAACUUAUCUACCGUUUUCUUAUUUAUUUGCUCUGAUGAAAUCAAUAAAAUUUAAAUGGUACUUUUAUUUUUAUUAAACCUACUUUAAGCCUGGCCUGGCAGUUUAUUUUGUUGAAGCUGGCAAAACUUCUGAAAGCAACCAGAAAGAUACACAGCCCCAGGUUGAUGUGUGUAAUGAUGGGCAGUGUUCACUAUAUGUGCCUCUGUGUGUGUGUGUCUUUCUUGUUAUUGUCUCCUCUUUUCUCCAUAUCUAUGUGGAUAUUUAUUCAGUCACUUUUACACUGUGUCUCUUUAUCUUUUUAUUCCCCCAUUUCUCUUUUUCUGUCCUCUUUUCCUCUCUAAAUCCAAUUGAUUAGAGUUCCUUUUUCUUUGCUUCCUCUUACAUUUCUUUACAUUUGUUUAUUUUUAUUUUGUUUAGAUGCUCUCUCUCGCUCUCUCUCCCUCUCUCUCUCUUUCUCCACUCUGUUGGUUUUUAAGGUUUUGUGGUUCGUUUCUCUCUAGACUCUAAUGAGCUCCAGGGGGAAAAUUAGAGCUGGAAUAACAAGCAAACAUCAACAUCAUCUCCCCUCUUCCUCCAGGUCCCUCCUUUCUUCUCCUCUUCUUCUUUUCCUCCUUCAUCUGACUUCAUUUCUUCAUAUCUUGCUUUCCCACAGCUUGAUUCUCCUUCCUGUCCUUCCUCUUUUCUUCUGUCCAACUUCCCUCCAACUUAUCUCUGAUUUGCUGUCCUCUACCCCUCUACCGUCUCAAUGCCACUUACUUUCUGCUACAUUCCCCUUUUUUCUUAGGUUUCCUCUUUAUUUAGUCAUGCUUUUUUAAAACUUACAUUUCCUUCUUAACUGCCAAAUACUACAUUGGCACUAAUAAAAGACAUUUUUACUAUUAAUUACUUUGGAAAAACUUACCUUCCUGGAGCAGCUUUCAACACUUUCUCUCUCUCUUUGCUCUCUUUGUCAUUGUCUCUCUGACGUCCCUCUGUUUUUGGUCAAAGGGAAGCAAGUCCUCCAAACUAAACCACAAAAUAGGUUGUUUGCACCGAGUGAUUGCCUUCUAAAAUGACUAAUAUUCUGUCGCCUUUAUGUUUAAGGUUUGUUUAGGUUUAGCCAACUAAAACUACUUGGUUAUGGUAAGGAAAGAGUUCUAACUGCCGAGAGUUAGAUGAGAAGAUCAACACCUCUCCCGUGUCUGUACGGUAAAUAUGAAGCUACAGCCAGCCACCAGUAAACUUGGCUUAGUGUAAAGACUGGAAACAGAAGGAAACAGCUAGCCUACAAAUACAUUUAAAAUUGACUAAUUAGCAAAUUGCUAAGUUAAGCUAACAGGCUGCAGGCUGUAGCCUGACAUGAGAAUGGUAUUAAUAUGCUCAUUUAAUUUUGAAUUCGAUUUUGAACAUGAAAAAGUGCAUUUCCCAAAAUGUCAAACUAUUCUCUUAAGUGUUAACAAACAAACAAUGUUAUUUUUCUGGGGAGGACAGUCUUUCUACAGGACAGAUGAUUAACUACUUGAUUAUGUUUCCAAUUCAUCAUUUAUGGUUUAAAAUUCCAGGAAAUCCUCACAUUUCAGAGGCUAGAACUAGCAAAUAUUUGACAUUUUUGCUAGAUAAAUUACUUAAGUGAUUCAUCAAUUAUCAAAAUUGUUGACAAAAUUCAUGUUGAUGUAGUAAUUGGUUAAUUGAGUAAUGGUUUCAACUGUAAUAGGACAAUAGUAGUCAAAAGGAAAAAUAGAAGACACUUUUGUGAAAUGUCUGUUUCCAAGACAACUGAAAGUUGGUCAAUUCAUAAAUUCAUUGGCUAAUGCUGAGUUUUGAGGUAGUAAAGUGAAAUUAUUCUAGAUUUAGGUGCUCGCACACUUAAUUGAUGCUGCCAAAAAGAUUUAGUGUGCUAUUUAGUAUGAUUUAUGUAGAGUGUUGCGACAUUAGGUCGUGAAUCACAGUGAGUCUGCCAUCAAUUACAUUAGCAUAUAUACAUAAUCCAUCCAAAACAUUUAAAUCCAAACAUCAGUUUCAACAUAUCAAAUAAUAAUAAUAUAAUAAAUAUAGCUUGUUCAGAACAAAAUUAUUCCAUGGGUAUUUACCCAUUCUGGACGUAACAAAGAUUUUUAUAUUAGACCUUUCUUGUAAAUAAUGUCUACUUUCAUUGAUGAUUGACUGUCAUUAAGUACAUGUGGUGACUGCAAUGCCUUUCUACACGAUAUCAGCCAAAUAAUGGCCCGACUCGACAGAUGAGGGGCAUCAGGAAUGAAAAUCAGCAUUUGACAAUUGCUUGUUUUAUCCCGCAUAUUGUGUCAUAGUGAAAGAAAACCCACAAAGCCUCUGGGAGCCUCACAACAUUCUGACAAAAAGACUAACGUGGAAAUUUCUUUGCCUUCGCUCGACUAGUUUGACUAGUUUGUUUCGUGACGUUGGCCCACAGGAGCAGAGAGCCCUCUUCCGUGCACAUCUAUAAACAUAGCAAAACAAGAGAGCCAUCAUGUUUUAUUUCAUUUUAGUUUUAAUGAUCAUCUAUGUUGUUUGCCAGGUCUCUCAGCCAAGUCACAACAAAAAUGUAUGACUCUAUGAUCGCCUAAUCUCACAAAGUGACCAUUUCAAGAUUCAAAAAUAUCAUAUAGUCUUGUCCUGGCAUUAUACUAUUCAACUAUGUUUCUAAAUCUUUAUGGGUAAUAUUUCUCAUAUUCAAUUUCAAUUGCGAUCUACAAUCAUUUUUAUUGAUAUAUGUCAAUAGUUUCAAAGGUGCUAAAUACACCAUAUCUACCUUAUUUAUUUACAGUGUUUCUCAUUUUCAAAAAGUCAUCAUCCAAAAAGAAGUGCUGCAUAAAGAAGGCAGAUGGUGGUGUUUUAUAAUCGAGCUAUUUUUUUGUUCAUACCAAUACAGUAUUCUCUCACUAACAUUAGUUGUAGUGUUUUAAUCACAAUAUUGGCUUGUUUCAUUUGAUUCUUAUUAAGAAAUCUGUUAACUCAAUCACAGCAUUACCUUAAGAAUUUACGACAAUGUGGGUGUAUGUGUGUAUGAUGGAAUGUUAGUGUGUUUGUGAGAGGGAAUGUGUGUUUGUGUUUUCAUUUCCCUCACAGCAGCAGGUCUGUCCAGAGGCCUUGUCCUCCAGCAGUAAUUUGAUUGUGGCAGAGCGAGGGAAACAUAAUUGUCUGCAGCAGGUCACCGCAUAGCAAACAAAGUGUGUGUGUUUGUUCUCUCCUAUGUCCUCUCCACCAGCGUCUGCUCCGCUGUACUCUCCUCUCCUGUGUCCUCUCCUAUCCCCUCAUCUCCUCUCCUCUCCUCUCCUCUCAAUGUCAAGAGAAAGCUGACAGUUGGGUCUGAUGCAGCAUUAUAUUUUCAGCCCUAUGGAAAUGUGCACACACUUAUUUACAGUUGCCAAGAGCACACGCACACUCAGACACAUCAUACACUCACACUUCCUGCUGCCAUACACACUUUUGCCCCCAUGCCCUCUGAUUCCAGCCAGAUGGGCAUGAAGGCAGAUAGACAGUCAACAAGAAAGACCAAUAGAGAGCGAGUCAGACUGACAUCUAGACAGGAAAAAAAGAACAGACCAGCAAUUCUUUUGUCCCAAUGACAGAUAACCUUUGACCUCUCCCAAACUCACCAAUUCCUCAGGUCACACACUCUCACACAAAUUCAGACACAUCCAUGGUAGCUUGAUCUCUACCAUUUUCAGAUCAUCUGACACCGAGUCGCUAAGGCCCUCUCAUUUUCUCACCCCAUGUCACUCAAAUAACACUUAAACAGACACAAAGACAGAGAAACAAAAACACACAAAUUCUUCUUUGUUUGGCCUGCAAGUUGGGGUGAAAACCUUACAAAUAAUGUAACUGAAUCAUCCUUGAAUGUUAAAAAGGCAAAGCACACAUUCAGAAUACAACACAAUGCAAUACAUCUAGGUGCAUGCAUGCAGUAUGCGUACAUUUUUUAAUUCUUGAGUUUAAGCAUGUGAGAAAAGAUUUGAGAAAAUAUGUUUUGUAACAAAAAAGCAAAGUGAAAACAUCAUGCAUGUAUAGGGAUCGUGACUCUUAAAGGAACAGUCCAAUGGAAAUCUUUCUUUAAAGUAAAAACUACAUAUCCCAUGUGGGCUGUAUUGUUUCUCUAUUCUUGGGACUGUAACACUAACAUCAGGAAAUACCUGCAUCACAAGGGAAUACAGUAUUAGAUUUAACAAUUCAAAAGAAAAAUAAGCAUAUAUUAUUAUGUAAAUUGCUAAAUUCAUGUGUCUCAUCUAUUGUGUGUAAAUGUUGGACUGACAUUUCAUUUUCAUUUAGAAAUUAUAUAUUUUAGGCUUCUAUUACACGUGUGGGUGCAGAAAAAAUAGAUUACAUGUGUAAAAGUGAUGAUACAGCAAAUUGGCAUGGCAAAUGUCCUGUGGACCGUGGCAUGGACAACAUUGAGGCUGUGGCUCAGGAGGUAGAGUGGGUCGUCCACUAAUCACAGGGUUGGCGGUUCAAUCUGGCUCCUCCUGUCCACAUGUCGAAGUGACCUUGGGCAAGACACACAGAACCCCAAGUUUCUCCUGAUGGACAGGCCAGAACCUUGCAUGGCAGCACCGUUGCCAUCGGUGUGUGAGUGUGAAUUAUUAUUAGGCAAAUUAUAAAGCGCAGUCCAUUUACCAUUAAAAAACCUGACUUUGGAUUAUUUCCCUCAUGCACACUUCACGGAAAAAAUCCAAACAUUUUUCUUUGGACACUGGCCCUAACAGAGUCAGGGUAAAGGAUGCUGACUAAACCAUAACCAAGUAGUUUUAUGGUAAAUGGACUGUAAUUGUAUAAUGCCUUUCUAGUCUUUCUGACCACUCAAAGCAUUUCACACUACACAUAAUUUAUUUAUUUUAUUUGCCUAACAUUGUGAAUGCCUUAGCCCCCCAUCAAAAAUGUGUUUUGCUUAUUGUUACUUCAUUUGGAUGUAUGGCCUUCACUGUGCAGAAUGAUGUGUGUACAUAGUUUGACAUUAUGAGACUGUUUUAACAUUCAUUUACUGAAGGAGGAAAGUUUCUCUGUGCUCACUUUAAAUCUGGGUCUAAGACGUGUUAGUGCGAGCAGGAUUUGUGACAUCACAGCUUAUUUGGAAGCCAAUCGUGGUCCAAUAUGCAACGUACACAAGAGUGGUGUGGAAACUUGAAGCCUCCAGUGCACGCACGCUGAAAAUUGACUUUUUCAUUGAAGUAUCAUCAUGACAUUGUGUGUCGAGCAGAUAAACUGUUGAAAUGAACAAAGCAUGCAUAUUCAUAGAUUCUGGAUAUUUCAAGAAUUUUUAAUGAAGUAAUGGAACUUUUUUGUGCAACAAUCAUAUGGUAAAUGGACUGUACUUAUAUAGCACCUUUCUAGUCUUUCUGACUACUCAAAGUGCAUAUCACAUUCACCCCAUUCACACACCUUUAUACACCGAUGGCAGAACUGCUCAUCAAAGUUACUAAUCAUUCACACACAUUCACAUACCGAAGGCACAGCCCUCGGUUAAUACAUUAUUAUUCCAAGCAGAGUAUUUGUAUGUCUUAAAUCAUGCUUGGUGGGGAACAUUCUUCAGGUGAAACACAAAUAGUUACAUAUUUAGGGUAGAAAAAAUUGGUUCUGGAUGACUAGCUGUACGGACAAAUCCGGGCUGUAGGUGGAAGUAAACAAACCGCCAUUUCUGUGGUGGCACCUCGCUUAAAACCCAGUAAUGUAUGUAAAAGAUUUAACUUCUUAGCAAUCUCGGAACCCAUUGGCUAUCGUCUGACGACGAUUUAGCCUCUGGGGGCAACAGCCAGUACUUCGGAGCUUCCGCUGUAGCCAGCAAAUAUCCGGAUAACAGAUAACGGAUAUCAGGCCAAGACCUCCUCUUCCAUGCGCCGGUCAUUGAUUAUACUUCGAUUAACACUCUUGGAACCCAUUGGCUAUCGUCUGAUGAUGAUUUGAAUGCAGAUACAUUUAAAAAAAAGAUAAUAAAAAGCUCAUCUCUGGGGUUCCAAGAUUGACAAAAAGCGAAAUCGUUUUCAGACGAAAGUGAUGGGUUACGACAUUGCAUUUUGGCCAAUGCAUUCCGCCUCUUUUGCUCUCCACACGGACUGUUUACCUGCAUGCACCCAAAGCCCACUCAAAUGUAAUUGGUCGAUACUACUCGGGCUACAAACAGAAACCAGAAUGCUUUGAUACCAAAAUGUUGUCCCUUGCCUACAGAUUCUGCAUUCUUAUGCAGAUAUCUGUUUAUAGAGAUUAACUUCUUAGGCACUAGAAACCAAGAAAUAUACCUAGGAGAUGCUGUAGAACCUUUUACACGUUGAAAAUACUAAUCAAAUGCUAUUAAAAUAAGUUUAUAAUGUAAAACACUUUUCAACAAAAUUUAGCUCCAACACUAAACCUCAACUCUGGAAAAUAAAGAGGAAACUCCACAAGCCUCUGCUCUGAAAUCAAAUUUACCGUUGUUCAUGUUUGCCGACCUUGAACAACUUAAACAUCUCUGCUUCCAUUGUCAGUGGCAACGCGUUCAGUUGGAGUGUGCCACUGCAGCAAUAGAUCACACAUAAAGACACAUAAAUCAACUGGCAUUAAAGCAAGUUGCAAAUAAUCAGAACAUCUGCGAAUCUGGAUUUCCUCCUCCCUUUCAAACUUGUAGAAUUGCUUUUGAAUGUUUACUCAUACCCAAAACACAAAAUGGACUGACAUGAGCUAUUACUAUUGCUUAUGUACUUAAACAAUUUUCUUUUCAAAUAUUAUCUUUGUAGUGAAAGAACCUCAUCUGACCAUGGCCAACCGAAAUAAAAUCAUUGGCAACAAUGUGUUUAUGGUUUAGUUGUUUAUUGCGUGUCCUGCAAAAUAUUACAUUUAUAGCAUCUUUGCUAAAACAAAAUAGUUGCAUAUUAUGCAAUUUGUAGGAGACUGUGGCUGCAUGACAGUUUUAACAAACACUCAACUGAUGUUGAACAACGGUGCAUCUCCUCUCACAGAUGUUGUCAUGAAUAGAUUCAUUCUAUUGAUAUUUCAUGACAUUUUUUAUUCAUGUUCAAUAAAAAAAUGUGAGUUCAAAUUGAA